Molecule: messenger RNA, 689 nt
Organism: Amphimedon queenslandica
Lineage: Eukaryota; Metazoa; Porifera; Demospongiae; Haplosclerida; Niphatidae
Product: cofilin-like
Exons: 3
Coding region: 112-561 (149 amino acids)
Biological process (GO): actin filament depolymerization
Cellular component (GO): actin cytoskeleton
Molecular function (GO): actin binding
Source: RefSeq, a predicted model, not a curated record
CCCAGCCAAGUCACGUAACACUAUAUACAAUGCUAAACUAGUGUUACUGUCAGUACAAGGAGAAAGAGAGAGAGAGGAACAAGUAAGAAAGCUACUGCAGAUUUUACAAUCAUGUCAAUGGAUGGGACUGAAGUUUCUCCUGAUGUAAAGGCAAUGUAUGAGAGUAUCAAAAAACACCACGCCAAGAAAUGGGCUUUCUUUGAAAUUGACAGGAGCAAAAGAGUGGUCCUUACUCAAUCUGGUGAAGGACGCGAUAUUACAAAAAGGGAAGAGGACAAGAAAAUAUUUGAAGGAGAAGUGAAGGCCAAACUGAGGGAUGACCAGCCACUGUACAUUCUGUAUGACUUUGAGUUUACAACCAAAGAAGGAAGGCUUAUUGAAAAAAUUGCUUUUAUAACUUGGGUUUCUGACAGGGCUCCAAUUAGAGACAAGAUGUCAUAUUCAUCUACUAAAGAUGCAGUUAAAAAAUGUUUUGAUGGGCUAUCAAAUGAAUUUAAGUUAAACAAUAUUGGUGAUGCUGAUUACGAUACUCUUGCCGAUGAAGUUGAAAGGAAAGCUUGAUAAUAAUCCACAAGGAACUGUCAUAAAUAAUAAUAACAAGUAGUGACUCAACAAGCUAUUAGUAGUUUAGUUAUAAUUUAGCUAUUGUAUAGUUUAGUAAUUAAUAAUAAUAAUAAUAAUAAUAAUAA